AUGUCGCCAGCUAACAGUGCCAGUAUGACAACACAUGGCCCGGAAGUGACGUCAGAAUCUGAAGAUACCGACCCAAGAUCAGCAUCACAGCAAUUCUUGUCAUCGGAAGCUAACAGUGCCAGUAUGACAACACAUGGCCCGGAAGUGACGUCAGAAUCUGAAGAUACCGACCCAAGAUCAGCAUCACAGCAAUUCUUGUCAUCGGAAGCUAACAGUGCCAGUAUGACAACACAUGGCCCGGAAGUGACGUCAGAAUCUGAAGAUACCGACCCAACAUCAGCAUCACAGCAAUUCUUGUCAUCGGAAGCUAACAGUGCCAGUAUGACAACACAUGGCCCGGAAGUGACGUCAGAAUCUGAAGAUACCGACCCAACAUCAGUAUCACAGCAAUUCUUGUCAUCGGAAGAUACAAGAAGCGAAGCUGUCACAACUCAGGCAACAACCUGCGGCAACUGCAGUUGCAAUGCGCUCCGGUCAAACAUCUCACAAAUACCAUUGAAAGAGUUGCUGGAAAUCAUGAAAGACACCAAGAAGGCCUUGACCGUUGAUAAGCUUACGCUGUCUUCAUUCGUACGGAGAAAGAUAAGUGCCGGGGACGACCGGGCAUCCGCUACAGUCAUGGGUUAUGUCGGGGCGAUCAUGAUUGCGUUGAUAGCUCUAGUGAUUGUCGUGAGUGAUCUGCUGUCACUGAACAGGCAUCUUUUACAGCUUAGAAAGCGAAAUAAAGUAAAUGGCAAGUUUUGAUAAAAGAAAAGGGAACUCGUUCGAUCAACAACAAUCAUCAAGCUCGUGGACUGGGAAAAAAAGGAUUUAUCUGUUGUUAAAGACGCACAUUGUAAGGAACUAGACACGCGAGAAAAUGCUGACACAGCAGAGAAUACCGACACGUAUUUUCUUUUCUGGUGCGUAUUCUGAAUUUGCACUUACCUAGAAAAUUGAUGUUAACACUUUAGUCUGGCGUGCAGGAAUACCUCGGUGACAGUGAGUGCGGUCUGGCCCCGAUUCGGCACUAAUCAUUAUAAACUAUAAUACAAAUGUAAAUUUAUAAAACCAAUGUUAAGUAUCCAAAGAGUAUUUCUGAUAAUUCUACUGGGUCAAAACAUCUGAUCCCGACUUCAUGGUCAGGACCAAGGGGCACUGCAGUCAUACAGCAAAAUUCAAUACUUUUUACUGCAAAACAAAAACUUUUUGAAAUACUAGACAGAAUGAAUUCAACAAACACUGAUUCUAAGAGGUAUACCAAAGUUGCUCAAAUUGCUAAGAUCUCUACUGUUUUGGGUUCAGAUGUAAACUGAUUUACCAAGGAAAGACGUACUUUUCAACUAGGGUCAUCUACGAGCGAAUCAUUGAGAGCAAAAACCGAUUGGUUCUUAAAUUAGGUGAACAGCGCUUCUAAAAGGCCAUCAACUGUUUCAGACAACCUACGCGAUAAUUGGGAAUUCAACGGCUCUCGUAGAAAACACAUAUAUAUUGGUUCAGAUCAUUAUCAAUAAGAUUAAGUGAGAAUACGCAUGAUGAACAAAACAAUCAGAGGUUUCGACAGAGGAUAAUAUCAUUUCGAAUUCAAUAUCCAUGCGCGACGAGUUCGAUGUUACUUGCUAUGCUCAUGGUUCCGUUGUCACACCCUUAUUCUCAUUUUGAGGAUGUAACUCAAUCCCAAUUUGUAUGACAGAUGUCGUUGAUGAUGUUGAAGCAGGAAACACUUAUUCUCCAGAACAACUGAUAUUUUCCCCUUCUAUGCUUUCAAGGCUUUCCGUCAAUAUGCUUUUGUUUGUAUAAUUGUAUUUUGCCUUGUUUAAUCCAUUAAAAGUUAAGUUUCGUUAUGAAUUCAGUAACCUCUAAUAUUAUUGUAUGCGAAUGGAUAGUCUUGUAUCACAGCCCGUUUUGAAUUGUUUAUUGUUUAUACAUUAUGAUUGUUUAACGUCCAAUGAACAGCUAACGUCGUUUAAUGACGGCCUCCUUUGUCUAACAUGCCUGUGUGUGGUGAGUGCGUUUGUGUAUUGGGAGGCUGCGGCAAAAAAGGAAGUUGUUCAAAAAAGGGCAAAGAUAAUAUCCCAAAUUCAACCGCUUCUUACGCUCAUGCAUUGGGUAUACUUCUUACGCCCUACCUGCAGGAUAGGUAUUGGAUUGUAUGUGUAACGUUUCGGUGCCGGCACCUAGUCAACUUUAUGAAUGACCAUUGACGCGCAUUUUCACAGAGAUGUAAAGCACACUUCCGGAAUUUCCCUUCGAUUUUCUUAUCCAGCUCUCCUUAACAUUCGUCCCCAUAUGACUCUGACUAACGAAAACUUCGUGAAAAGCUCUGAUGUAAAACGGUAAAAUCAAUAUUAGCUAAGGUAACAUAUAAAAUAAGGUUAUAAUUAGUAAAGUUCAUUUUAAUUCCUGACACGUGUGUGUCAUCUAACUCGAAUUGUUUAGUCCGUCCAGAAGAAAUAAGAAAUAUUGAUCGCUUUGCGUAAUUUGUAUACAAGUGUGACCCAUACCCAUGUCGAUUUGUGUCUCUCGUGAAGCCGAGAAGAAACUGUCCCUAGCUGUUCGUGGAACGAUACAACCAACAAACAAACAAACAAGUUGCUUCAUCAUAAUUCAUCGACGGUAUGCAAGGCAAGCCAAGUUUUCAUUAAUUCAUGUAGCACUUUUGAUGACGUAUCAGCAGGGAAUAGACUCGGGGUUACAUUAUUGUAUCAAAUAAACAUUGACGAAAUACUGACAAUAGUAUGCAAUCGAAGCUAAUUAAUUAAACAGUUUCUCGUUUGGUUAUGGCGUCACAUAGCGAUGGGAAUAAACAUUUGCUCCCUCUAUUUCACAACAAAGAAAUAUUAGCAACGUCAAGGUUAAGAGCAUUGUGUGCUAAAAAUGCAAACAAACAAACAAAAUGUUUUUAAUGCAGACGCAGAAGCCAAAUUGAUUCACCUUUUUAUUGUAGAAUGACUUGUAGCAGUAAGUUUGUUUUUUUUGUUUUUUUUUUAUUUAUUUAUUUUUUUUGUUUUGUUAUGUCUUGAUUAUUUUCUGAAAAUAUACCCCGAUUAAAACCGAAUUCAAGAUGGAUGCCUGUCAGCCAUCUUGUUUUUUUUACCACUACAAAAUAUAAUGUUCCUACGAAGUACCAUUGGGAUCCUACAUUUGGAAUUAAAAAAAAUAUCCCCUCGGGGGAGAGUCAGCCCACAAGAUAAGAAAAAAAUGCUGCGAAAUGUCCUUUUGCAACAAAACAUUUGAAAAGUACAUCAACGCAAAAGGCACAUUUGUCAAGGAGUAAAUUCAGUUUAUCGAAGCUAUCUAGUGCAGCCGGAGAUUCAAAUGUCAGUAAUAUUUUGUGUUAUUCCACUAAAUGUACACAAACUGGUCGCACAAACUAGUUUAGCAUUGUAUUCGGUGUUUUACACACCUGUAUGGAUAUGACUCCAUAAUUCUCCGUCUGAGCGUGUUAAAUCGUAGAUAAACCUUAAACGCUGAAGGAAUUGACAGUUACUGUUAACUUGUAUUCCACUGUCAUGUUACAUUCCUGUCAUUAGAUAUGUCCUAUCCAAUGCCUAAUUGACAAGUGAUUCACAGAGAAACACUACGGUAUCUGGGUUCUGUCAAGCAUAUUGCAUAUAAAUCGAAUGUCAAUACUACAGUUCAGUGAUCACAACAUAGAAACAUUAAUUAAUGAUGACUUUACUAUUUCAACAAGAAUGUACAUUUUUUUAAAGUUGGUCAAUAUAGAUCAUGUCGGCAAAGGCAACUUAUUUCCUGCAUUGAUCAUCUUGUUGCAUUUGUAUUGCAGGGACAAAUGCUAUUUUUUUGCAGUCAGUAAAUACAAAGUUAAUUCCAUUAUGACCAUUGUGACUUAACCGCAAAAUACAAAACCAGUAUUGCUAGACAUAUACGAAAUAUAAAUAAUUCAAUAAAUAAAUAAAUAGAUAAAUAAAUAAGUCAUUCAAAGUCUCCUUCAGUGAAUUCAGUGAUGGCGGCCCUUCAUAGCCACAUAAAUAUAAUAUGUCAACCAUUGUCUGAUUUCGGACGCCGACAUUGAUUUAUUCUUUUACGGUCCACACAUAAUUUGUACGAUCAACAAGAUCUACACUUGUUCAAUGGAAACUUAAUUGAUAGCCCGUUUUGUACGUGUGGACAUUUUGAAGACAACUUUCAUUUCCUCUUUCAUGUGUGAAAAAUAUAAAAAUCAAAUAGAACAGUUCAUUUUUAACCUAGAUAUGGACUUAAACACCGAUAUACUGUUAUCAGGACAUAGAGACUUAUCUGACGAAGAAAAUGAAACAAUUGUUGCUGCGGUGCAGAAUUUCAUUCUUUACUCUAAAAGAUUUGAUUAAAAGGAAUAUGAAUAGAUAUCAUAGUUAACCCCCAGUUACAAACCAAAUUGAAGCUAUGAAUGUGAUAGUUAUGUAUCAAUGUAAAAUUUUCAAAUAACUCUCAACAAAUUUUCGUUAUAUAUGUUCCACCAAUGUUCUUUAACUGAAAUUUCAUUCCUUGAAUGUACAUCUUAUGUUUUAAUACAUCAUCAUUUAUAUAACUACCUAUAUAUGAAUUGUAAAAAUAUUAAGCAGUGUUGUGACUUGACCACUAUGCUAUAUAAAAUUUGUCUGACCUCUUGAGGGAGAUGGAUUGAUAUAAGCUUUAAGCUUGUUUCCAGGUGCUUUUGCAAAUUAUGAUCUGUUAUUUUGUAUAUU
Pecten maximus is the source of this 4667-nucleotide messenger RNA. RefSeq lists its product as uncharacterized. Lineage: Eukaryota; Metazoa; Mollusca; Bivalvia; Pectinida; Pectinidae. Bases 1 to 744 code for a protein of 247 amino acids. The record is from RefSeq and is a predicted model, not a curated record. The transcript is spliced from 5 exons.